Schistosoma curassoni is the source of this 5687-nucleotide messenger RNA. NCBI's taxonomy places the organism in Eukaryota, Metazoa, Platyhelminthes, Trematoda, Strigeidida, Schistosomatidae. The record is from the annotation of a GenBank genome assembly.
CUGGAAAGACCUUUGUAAGGUCAUUCGCAGCCAAUCGAGUUCGUCGUAUUAGUAGUAUCAUAGGGUAGUGUUGUGUUAAAUUAUCAGGAAGCGGCAUUUAAUCCGGAUUAGUGACUUCCUUAUAAACCAAAAAAUAUUGAAUCUAGGAGACGCAGGAACGAAUGUAAUUUAUCUAGUGGUGAACACUUGCGUGUUUUGAUUAAAAGAAGCAUUCUAUCGGGUGAUUGGAUUAGUCAAUGGCUAAUCCUCAUGAGUUGGAGAAAGAUGCCGAUUGGUUCAAAAGACUUGCAGUGUGGGAAGAGUCUCGGAAACAAUACAGAUCUGCUGUAUUUUACUACACUGAAGCUGCUCAAGCACUCUUGAAUUCUUUGGAAGCAGGCUCAAAAACUGAAGGUUUAUUAGAAUUAGCCCAGAAUUACAACAACAAAGUGAAAGAACUCAAAUCAAAAACUGUAGUGGAAGAUACUUCCAUACCGAACUCUCAUAUUUCUAAAAGCAAAGCUGAUUUUGCAAGGGCUCUUUUCUUACUGGAUGAUGGUACUACGGAAGAUGAAAAAGGAAACUUCCACAAGGCUUUUGAGCUCUACACAUUGGCUGUAGAGUUAAUGUUAUCCAUAAAACGUGAUGUCCAGGAUCCCUCUUUACUUAAAUCCAUUGAAACAUUUUCCAAAAGGGGUUUAGAUCGGGCAGAAGAAUUAAAGGCAUAUGUUCAAAGAACACAGCCUCCUUGUUCUGAUUCCCGUUCUUCUUGUAGCACUUUAACAUCAGGAGCAUCUAAGAAAUCCCACGGUUUUCAUAAACCCAAUAUGUCUUCGUCUUUGAAAGGAGACCCUGGCGGUUUCACUGUCGAAGAACUGGAGGUAUUGAGAUCCACGUCCGUUAUAAAUGGUCGUGAGUAUUUACCGUUUCUUGACGCCCUUGAUCUACAAGAACGAUUUUCCUUUGCUAAUCCUUUUGUUGAUAAAGAUGGACUUUUAGCACUGUCAAAUAAACAGAAAUCUUUACUUAGCCGUUGGGUACGUCCUUCUGAUUACAUUAAUGGACCAAAAAUGAUUUUGGCAAUAUCUUGCUUUUCUAUAUGCCAAACUGUAGUUACUGAUUGUUCAUUUGUCGCAUCGAUGGCGAUUGCUGCUCAAUAUGAACGACGUUUUAAAAAAAAGCUCAUUACAAAUGUUAUAUAUCCUCAAGGCAUAACUAAUGAAGCUAUUUAUAAUCCAUGUGGAAAAUACAUGGUUCGUUUAAAUUUCAAUGGAGUUCCACGAAAGGUAAUUAUAGAUGACUUUUUGCCAAUGGGAAAGGAUGGAAAGCUGCUAUGUUGUUAUUCAAAUAAUCAAAAUGAAUUAUGGGUAUCUUUAUUAGAAAAAGCUUAUAUGAAAGUGAUGGGGGGAUAUGAUUUCCCAGGAUCAAAUUCGAAUAUUGAUCUGCAUGCAUUGACUGGUUGGAUUCCUGAACGUAUCUCCAUUCGAUCUAGUUCUACAAGUUUUGAUAAAGAUAGAGAAUUUCGUCGUCUUUUAAGUCGAUUUCAUAAAGGUCACUGUCUAGUUACAAUUGCAACUGGACAGUUAUCCGAUGAUGAAAGUGAACGAUCAGGUUUAGUUCCAACUCAUGCUUAUGCUAUGUUAGAUAUACGUGAGGUGGAGGGUUAUCGUUUAUUUUUACUGAAAAAUCCAUGGAGUCAUAUGCGUUGGAAAGGUAAUUUCUCUGAGCGUGAUUCAAAACACUGGACCCCCAGUAUGCAAGCUAAGCUGAAUUUUGAUAGAUCAUCUGCACAGUUAAUUGAUAAUGGUGUAUUUUGGAUAGAUUAUGAUUCUUUAUGUCAUUUCUUUGAUGUAUUUUAUAUUAAUUGGGAUCCAGGACUAUUUCAAUAUACUACAUGUGUUAAUGAUUGUUGGCUUGCUGGAUCUGGACCAAAGAAAGAUUCUUACGCUAGUGCUGAAAAUCCACAGUAUAAUUUGGAAGUUACUGCCCAAACUGAAUCACCUAUAUGGGUGCUUUUAACAAGACAUAUUGUAGAUAAAGCAGAUUUUGCCGAAAACAAAGAAUUCAUUGCAGUGGUUGUUUACAAAGAUGUCAAAUCUCGUAAAGUCUAUUAUCCUUAUGAUCCUGCACCAUUUUGUGAUUCUGUACGUAUUAAUAGUCCACAUUGUUUAGUUAAAAUGCUUCAAGAUCCUGGGACAUGUAAUUACAUUCUUUUGAUUUCACAAUAUGAGAAAUCAAUAACAAUUUAUUAUACAUUACGUGUAUAUUCAACAGCACCAUUUACCUUGUCAAAAAUCAAAGAUCCCUAUACUAUAUCAAAACAAAUUACUGGUGAGUGGAAAGGAUCAAAUGCUGGUGGCUGCAUAAAUGACAAAGAAAGUUAUAGAACUAAUCCACGAUUUGAAAUUAGUGUACCAAAUAAUAACUGUGAUAAUCAGCUUUUGAUUGAAUUGCGUGGACCAAGAGAUUAUGCACUGGGCUUAGAAUUAAUUCGUAUAUCUGCUACAAAUGAUCAAGCACCCAAUCAGCAAAAUCGAUCAACUACUGGAGAUUACAGAAGAGGAUAUGUUGUUCUAGAACAAGCUGGUCUCUCUGGUGGUGUAUACAAUGUAAUUGUUUCCACUUAUCGACCUGGCCAAGAAGGACCAUUUAUCCUCUCGAUUAAAUCUAUAAGUAAUUUUACAAUAACCCCCAUAUGAUGAAGAUAAUGAAGAACAUUACCAUGUCUCAUUGUCAUCAUUACUCUGUUUUCUUUGAAGUCUUACUUCCGGAAAUUCAGAAAGAGUAUUUUUGAUGCGCUUUGUUUUUUAUUUAUAAAAAAAGUACUAAAAUGAAUAUCCAGUUUAUAAAAUAUUCAAUCUUCAACUUCUGUUUGGUCAAAAUGAAAUAGUUCAAACUUGUUGCUUUUCAGUAGUCAAUUAAUAACCUAAAACCUCACGCAAAUAAUAUGAAUCGAUUCCAGUCACUACAUCAUACCAGGAUGGAAUUAAAUUAACAAGAUGAAUUACUGACGUUGAAGUGGAAAAAACUGUACGUAAAAAAUAUGGUCUAAUUGUGAAUUCAACAUUAUAUAUAUCGUCGGUAUAGAAUUGUAGAGGUUGCUGAAUUUUAUUGAAAUCAAACCGACCAACGUCUCACAACUAUUAAAACGCUAGGAGCACUGAACAACUGUUUUUUUCCUAGGAUGGGGCUUCCCAGCCUUGCGUGUCCAUAACUUCACAACGGGAAUCAAGUCCGGGACCCUCGUGCGCGGAUGUUUACCUCUAGACCACAAAGUCGUGAUCAAAUGGUGUUCAAGUUUAACUUCAAUAAAUCCACAAUAUUGUGCGACCAAACAUCAUUGGGUUCCAGACCAAUUGUCUAGAGCUAAGGCAUUCGCGUGCGAGAACAGUUCCAGUUGUCAAUACACUGCUGACGUGCCUCACACUAGGACGGAAAGUUCUAGAUUUUCAAUACCAGUUUAACCUGGAUUGGUUCGUGAUCUCAAUAGAGAAGAUUAAUUCGUUUUUCGGCCCACCAACAGGUCGUUCUCAUUGUGUUAAUCAGACCAAUAACGUCCACCAUAACCAGUAGCACAGUGACUGCCAACAACUGUAGGAAAUUACUAAAAUUAUUUCUCUCCUCAGCUCCUGUCUGUUAUGACCAAUCAUAACACGAAAACUAACCUAAAAUAUCUUUUAUUAUGGCCCACAAAAUUAUAUAGAGAUUUUAUGAUAAGAUUGGAUCUAAAAUACGUACGAAUCAGAUUUUCCUGAUAAGAUACAGGAUCUGUGCGGGAUCAUUACAAAAUAAUCUUACCUUUAAACAUUAUGAGUUUUAGUGUUUUGCUCACGUAGGACAAACUGAAUAGAACGAAUAAAACAGCGAAAACGACUGAAGUGGCUAGCUAAAUACCAUGUUAGAUUAUAGUCUAUUCCACAAUUAGAUGAUAUAUUUAAGGAUGAUUAGCACAACAAUGAUAGUCGACAACUGUUUGAGACGGGUAGGUUUCAUGAGGACGCAGCUCGAAACUAAUCUCAAUAACGUAAAUGUAUUUAUUUUAACAAAUAACGACUCAUUUGUUUUAUUCCACGCAGCCAUACAGUGUCACAGCCUACACACAAAUCAAGCGACUUGUGUGGCGCAUAUGUAUUCGAUGCCCCUUCUUAACAAUAUUUAUGUGUUCAAAUAAAAUAAAAUUAUUGUCUCUUGUGAUUUACUAAAUAAUUCAUCUGACUACUUGAAGGUAGCAAACUUGUUUAUCCCAAAGUAUUUUCAUUUUAGUACACAAUUUCCCAUUAUUUUAUAGUUGCACUAAUAAUUUAAAUAUAGCCGCGUUUCCUAAAAUUAACAAAGUAUUUAGAAGUGUCCUGAGAACACAUAGACUUAACACUCGCUGAUAUUUUUAAGGGAAACUAUAAUUAAAGAACCAAAAUGAAACAAUUUAUCCCUUUUUUUAAAGUUUUAAUUCUAAUAAAUAUGUAUUCUGGAAUAUGCUAAAUGUUAAGACCACUGUGCUAUAGUAUCAACUAGUUGACUGGAAAAAUUUCUGAGGAACUGCGUGCUUCCUUAUUUUUAAGUCUUCGGGGUCGCUUUGAAAUUAAACAAUGUUUCAUUCAUCUGAAUCCAAGAAUUUACGAUUAUAAAAUGGAAUCCGAGUGCAUAUCGUUUUCCAAUCGGUAAUAUAAACGAACAGCAUACCAGCGGUAAUGGUCCAAGCUGUAGCUGGUCGGCGCCUGGUAAUGUAAGUACUUGAUCAAUAUUGUGCUUACCAUUUCUUCGCAAAACUCAUUAAGGGAAUAACUGCGUCCCUUGAGUAUUUUAUAUUUGCCAAAAGUGAGUCCAUUUCUAAUGUAUCCCAAGAAACGUACCUGAUGUAUUACCUAGAAAUAAAGAACAUUAAAGGUGUGAUAGCAAAAACUAUGAGUGGGAUAUUUUUUUAGUACCUUUAUCUGUAAGAAAAAGGAACAGCACAAAACUAAUAACCAUACAGUAGGUAUUUCAUUUGCAAAUUACUCAUUAAUUGUUUCGGACAUUUUGUUCCUUUUUUCAUACUAAUCACUCUGUUCUCGUUCUCCUCUUUUCGAUCUUCUCAGCCUUUUGCCGCCAGGCAUUCUACUUCUGAUUAGUGACACCACAUAUAUAUCGACAUCAGUAGCACACAUCGGAGUAUGACUGAAUUUAAGAAACAUUUUAAAACUUAUGCAGAAAAAAGCUAAGAUAUUGAGAGGGCUUAUAUCUAUUCAUAUCUGAUUGUACGAACCAACACUGAGGUUUCCUAUUUUUGCUCGUCUCACAGGAACUACAAUUAAUAAAAGAAUCAACCAAGUUCCACAUACAACCACUUGAACUUCGGCGCGAAAUUCACUCGUCUAUAUGGAUUAACAGUGUUCCAGCAUAAUGGCUGUUAUCAAUUCGUAAAGACCUAAUUCUAAUUUCUAACCGUGAUUCAUAAUGCUAACUUUUCACAUUAACUUAUGAUCUCAUUUUAAACAUGGAAAGCCCAAAUGCCACCCAUAAAUUAUAUCGUCACUUCUAACCUCAAAGUUGUCAAUGAAAGCAAAACUUUGCACCAAAAAAGAAGACGUGUAACGAACACCUCCCAGCUAUUGAUCUCGUAAACUGUGAACCCACUUCUUGUAAAUAUUUCUUUAAAACUAUAAUUUUGUAAAUGCAGUAUGUGUUUAAAUGCUUUUUGUGAUGGAAGUAAAGAACAUAGGUACUUGGGC